UGUAUAAAAUCUGAACAUUUUGUAAACAACUUGCAAGGAAAGUUAUAAAUACUUUUGCUACAAAACUGAUGAUAAUGAUAUUUUCACAUCGUUGUUAGUAGAAAAUUAUGUACAGUCAACAGCAAGACAGGUUAUGCAAAUCUGUCAAUGCCUCUACUUGUAUUUAAAAUUGACUGAAGAAAUUUGACCUUAUAUUGUAGUAACAUUUGUUCUUCGUAGUGAGAAUGCAUUAUGUACUGUCUAUGCCACGUAUAUUUAAACUAAUAUUACAAAGAGGAAUGUUUUGAUUGUUUGUCUCUUUGAUUGUUUGUUUGUAUUGAAUAUGCCCCGAAACGACUGGACUGGUUUUUAAAAUUCUUACACCCACAGGAAGCUACUUACACUGACAUUAUUGCAUAAGUUGACAAAAUCGCGGGGAAAUAGCUAAUUUUAAAUAUUAUUAACCAUAUUUUAAACCACAUCUGAUUCUGAUGAAUUAAUAUUUAAGACUCGCUUAAAUUUUAUGGUAUAAACAACGAUAGUUGAUAUCCAUUUAUUUGUUUCAGGUAAAAUAUGUAUAGCAGAAAACGGCAAAAGAAACGAAGGGCGAAACACGCUGUUGUGCGAUGGACGUGCCAUAUGAAAAUGUAACUUAAACUCUUAAAUAUAAAAGUGAUAAUGGCCUCUUAUCCAACAAUGUGUAGAUUUAAUAAUAAUCUUUUGUUAGUGCUAAUUAUUUUUCUGUGUCGGACAAUAGUUUGUGACGGACAAUGUCCGAAAUACGCCGAGAAACCACUAGAGACGCGUGUUCAGGACGCUUCCAUAGUUUUUAGAGCGGUGGUUAUACAAGCCCAUUAUUUGAGUAAAACACUAGAUUUAGCGCUAGUGUCUAUAUACAGAGGGGGAGUAGAAUUAGCAUCAGUCAGCCAGUAUGCAGGCUCACCGUAUAACACAACAGACAGACAGGUGAACCUCAAGAUCAGCCCACAGCUUGCGGACUGCUUCAACUGGAGUAUGGCGCCAUCUCAAAGUGAGCUAGUAGUCUUCUCCAGAAUAACAGAUCCUGCUGAGGACUUGGAGACAACGCCUCCAGAUGGGCCUUGGCUAGAAGCUACGGCUGCCGCAGUUCCUUGGAGUUUAGGGGUUGAUAUUGCCAUUUGGAAUGCAGUAGGUUAGUAUACAUAAUGGUAAACGCACAUUAAAUUCAUUAAAAUAAUUUCAGGACUGUUUAUGUGAAAAAAUUAACACUCGCAUACCAAUUGUUCUGCUGAAUAAAACUUUUAUUACAUUUUGCAGUGGGUUUUAUAUUAUAAAUUAAUUAAUGCAGUGACUGAAUGUGUUUAAUGAUUUAUUUUUUAAAUACCAGAGAAGUACGCAUCGAAUCAUUAUAUAAAUAUAAAAUAUAAACUUCAAUGUCUCAUGCGAAGUGUAAUAUAGCCUUUUAAGUUGUCUUGAUUUGGUAUGCUAGCAGCAAUA
Diatraea saccharalis (sugarcane borer) is the source of this 1455-nucleotide messenger RNA. The record is from the annotation of a GenBank genome assembly. Lineage: Eukaryota; Metazoa; Arthropoda; Insecta; Lepidoptera; Crambidae.